CCGAGGCCGCGUUAAAGGCGCGCGGGCGGAGCCGCGAGAGCAGCGCGAGCUGCGGGGACAGCGCUCCCGGAUCCCUCUUCCUGCAGAAUUCCAAGGAUCGUCCCGCCAUGACUCUGGCAGCCUACAAGGAGAAGAUGAAGGAGCUCCCCCUGGUCUCCCUGUUCUGCUCCUGUUUCCUGUCGGAUCCGCUCAACAAGCCGGGAUACACGUACGAAGACACGGUGGAGCUGGCGUGGUCGGUGCUGUCGGACAUGGAGGUGAUCGAGCUGAGCAAGCGCACGUCGGGCCAGUCCUUCGAGGUGAUCCUGAAGCCGCCCUCCUUCGACGGCGUCCCCGAGUUCAACGCGUCGCUGCCGCGCCGCCGGGACCCCUCCCUGGAGGAGAUCCAGAAGAAGCUGGAGGCGGCCGAGGAGCGCCGGAAGUACCAGGAGGCGGAGCUGCGGAAGCACCUGGCGGAGAAGCGGGAGCACGAGCGGGAGGUGAUCCAGAAGGCCAUCGAGGAGAACAACAACUUCAUCAAGACGGCCAAGGAGCGGCUGGCGCAGAAGAUGGAAUCCAACAAGGAGAACCGCGAGGCCCACCUGGCGGCCAUGCUGGAGAGGCUCCAGGAGAAGGACAAGCACGCGGAGGAGGUCCGGAAAAACAAGGAGCUGAAGGAAGAGGCCUCCAGGUAAAGAGGCUCUGCUCGGACUCUCAGCUCCGGGGGGCGGAUUUUUCCGGAGGCUCCCGCGGGCUCGGCCGGAGCGGAAGGGCGGGAACGUUCCCUCUGCUUUUCCGUGUGGAAUCGGGACGGAGCCGCCGGGCGAUCCCAAGACAUUCCGGGGUGAUGGAGGGGAGGGUUGGGAAGUGAAGGAAAGAGAGGGGGAGGGGGUUUUUU
Pseudopipra pipra is the source of this 877-nucleotide messenger RNA. It is a transcript of the gene STMN4, whose product is annotated as stathmin 4. NCBI's taxonomy places the organism in Eukaryota, Metazoa, Chordata, Aves, Passeriformes, Pipridae. Gene Ontology annotation, biological process: neuron projection development; microtubule depolymerization; regulation of microtubule polymerization or depolymerization. The transcript is spliced from 6 exons. Bases 108 to 674 code for a protein of 188 amino acids. The record is from RefSeq and is a predicted model, not a curated record. Gene Ontology annotation, molecular function: tubulin binding. Gene Ontology annotation, cellular component: neuron projection; cytoplasm.